Molecule: messenger RNA, 1398 nt
Organism: Eimeria tenella
Lineage: Eukaryota; Apicomplexa; Conoidasida; Eucoccidiorida; Eimeriidae
Exons: 1
Coding region: 1-1398 (465 amino acids)
Source: RefSeq, a predicted model, not a curated record
AUGUCGGACUUACAGCAGCAGCUGCCCAAUGGCUGGCAGGGGGCUCGACAUGCAACAACAGCAGCAGCAGCUCCCUCUACACAUUACCAUGGAGAAGAACGGGGAGACUACAACCAGCAGCAGCAGCAGAAGCGGCAGCAGCAGCAGCAGCGGCGGCAGCAGCAGCAAGAGCAGCAGCAGGAGCAGCGGCUGCAGCGACUGCAGCGGCAGCGGCCUGAAGAACUGCUCGAAGACACCCUGGAAGAAAGCACGAGAGCCCUCGCCAUGCUGCGCAGCAGAUCUCGCCUGCUGUGGUCCCGUAGCAUAGACAGCAUCAACCAGCAGCAGCAGCAGCAGCAGCAGCAGCAGCGGCGGCAGGAGCAGCACGCCGACCUCGACGCCAUUGACGGCCCCACCUCGUACGACCUUAUCAAGCAGCAGGUGAGGCACGAAGAAGAGCAGCAGCGGCAGCAGCAACGGCAGCGGGAGCAGCAGCAGUACUUGCAGCGGGACCAGCACCAGCAGCCGCAGCAGCAGCAGGAGCAGCAGCUAGAGGCCCCCCACCUAGGGGCCCCUCGGACUGCUGCCACCGGCAGAGAGCGCGCUCAGCAGCAACAGCAGGAAGAGCAGCGGAAGCAGCAUCAGCACGAGCAGCAAGAGCAGCAGCAGCAGCAACAGCAGCAGCAGCAGCAAGAUGACUCCGUGCUGGCGCAAACCCUCGAACAAAACAUGGCUGCCCUCAAACUCAUGCGGAAGCAGUCGAGGGUGCUGUGGGCCCGCAGCCUAGACGAGCCCACGCUGCAGCAGCAGCAGCAGCAGCAUGAGCAGCAGCAGCAGCAGCAGCAGCAUGAACUGGAGCAGAGGCAAAGGCGCAGGUCUACUGCUGGCGAGCUGAAGCACCGCCGCUAUUUUCAAGCAGCAAACUCUGGUGACUUCUCCCAGUCAUUUUCAUCUCAGGAGCAGCAGCAGCAUCUGCAGCAGCAGCAGCAGCAGGAUGAGCAGCAGCAGCACCCCCAGCAGCAGCGACAUCUGCAGCAGCAGCAUCAGCAUGAGCAGCAGCAGCAUCUGCAGCAGCAGCAGCGUGUGCAUCUGCAGCAGCCGCAGCAGCAGCAGCAGCUUGAGCAGCAGAAGCAGCAGCAGCAGAAGCAGCUGCUGCAGCAGCUGGAAACCCGGGGCCAGGAACAUACGCGUGAAUACAACGAGAGGAGAGAAGCAGCACAGGCUGCAGUUGCUGCUGCUGCAGCAGCAGAAGCCGCUGCUGCGGACGCCGCAAAAGCGGCAAAGGAUGCAGCAGCAGCAGCAGCAGCAGCAGAAGCAGCACUUGCACGAGUGUUGGCAGCAGCAGCGCAUGACACUGACAGCAGACGCCCCGAACAUCCGGUGGCCUUGCCUGUAGCCUCUGAGGCAACGAGGCACUAA